Molecule: messenger RNA, 961 nt
Organism: Micromonas commoda
Lineage: Eukaryota; Viridiplantae; Chlorophyta; Mamiellophyceae; Mamiellales; Mamiellaceae
Exons: 3
Coding region: 1-912 (303 amino acids)
Biological process (GO): cilium assembly
Cellular component (GO): motile cilium
Source: RefSeq, a predicted model, not a curated record
AUGAACUACUUCACCAGGCAGGAGAUGGAGGGAUCGGUGCGGUACUCGGGGAAGUGCCGCAUCGGAAACUGGAACGAGAACGACAUCCUCGACGAGGUUCGCCUCAAGGAUUACAUAGCCAAGAAGGAGGCCGGGACGCUCAGGAUGGACAAGUUCAACAAGCGCAUGGCGACGGCGCUCCAGCCGGUCGAGCUCACCAAGGACGCGAGCGACGAGUACGUCCACUUCGGCGACGUCGUGCAGCUCGAGAACGUCACGUCCGGCGCGGUCGUCGCCGUCGACGUCGAGUCGCGCGAUCCCAGACCCGCGGAGAAUGCGUGCGCGGUGUCGGCGUCGUUCCACGUGGACGCCUGCGCGAGGAACACGUUCACGUUCGAGCCGUACGUUCCCCGCACCGCCAAGGCUGCGGCGAUGCUCCCGACGUACGACGACGACGUCCUGCACUACGGCCAGAAGGUCAAGCUCGCGGUUAACCCCGCGGCGAUCGAGGGAUCCGGCUGGGACGUCGCGACGUGUCGCCUCAAGUCCUUCACCGUGUCGCAGACGCACUUCGCCAAGUUUUCGAGGCGGUGCGAGGUGGUGGCGAGCGGCAACGACUCGUACGAGUGCGUGUUCGAGGUGCUGACGCCGGACCCGGCGAAGAGGCUCGUGAGCGAGGGCGUUCCGGUGAUGGCGGGCGCGCCAAUCGUGCUGCUGCACUGCCAGACGAACCAGUGCCUCUGCGUCGGAACGCACGGGUUCGCCAACGACUUUGGCAAGGAGCUCGAGGUUUGCGGGCACACCGAGACGAGCGUGGGCAACUCGUACAAGAUGGAGGGGCUCGCGACGGGCGUGCCGAAGAGCCUGAAGGAGCGGGCGCCCCAGGACUGCAACGUGUUCGCCAUCGUCGGGAAACCCACCGUCGUGGCUUGAUGAUCGGACAACCGAUUUCGUGAUGUGUAUAUAUUUAAAGAGUAUUGCU